Molecule: messenger RNA, 999 nt
Organism: Nicotiana tabacum (common tobacco)
Lineage: Eukaryota; Viridiplantae; Streptophyta; Magnoliopsida; Solanales; Solanaceae
Source: RefSeq, a predicted model, not a curated record
AUGCAUCCUCUACAAGUUCAUGUGAUGGACUUAUUGUUCUCUGAUCAUUCUCCAAUGGGUAUAGAGGUUGAGGGAAACUGUGAUAAAAAGAAGCGGCCUUGUAAAUUGUACAAUUGUAUGGCAGAUCAUCCUGAUUUUUGGAAUAUAGUAGAGGCUAAUUGGUCUUUACAUGAAGGAAAUAUGGUAGCUAUAUGGCAGAAUUUGAAAACUGUAAAAUCAGCUUUGAAGAAUUUGAAUAGGACGGAAUUUAUGAAUAUAACUGAGAAGAUUAGCUUCAUCAGAGAGAAACUGAAAGAUACACAAGGGAGAAUGAGGAAUUACAAUACCCCAAAUAUACAAUGGCUGCAAUUGGGGGAUACAAAUAGUGCAUAUUUCAUUGCUAGCAUGAAGAGGAGAAAGCUACUAGGAAAUGCAAGUCAAAAUGUACCUGCUAUUCACCCUGGAUGGAUAAAGAAUGGAACAGUUCUUACUCAAAGCCAUCAGCUACAACUUGUUACUCCUUUUACAAAAGAGGAUGUAAUUAAAGCCCUGAAAGGGAUUGAUGACAUAAAAGCACCUAGAGGGGAUGGAAAGAUGUAUAAGCCAAUAAACACUACAACAGUUACUUUAAUCCCCAAAGUUAAGAAUCCAGCUUCGAUCAGGGAAUACAAGCCAAUCUCUUGUUGUACCAUACUAUACAAGAUUAUUUUCAAGAUGUUAACAAGUAGAUUGAUGCAAGUGACGGAUACUUUGGUAGAUGAUAGCCAAGCAGAUUUUGUCCCCGGUAGAGUUUUGACAGAUAACAUCCUACUCAGCCAUGAGUUGGUAAAGGGUUAUGGUAGGAAAAGGAUCUCGCCUAGAUGUAUGAUCAAGAUCGACAUGCAGAAAGCGUAUGACUCCCUUGAAUGGGUAUUCCUGGAACAAAAUUUCUCAAAAGCUUCAGGACUUGUUGCAAACCAAAACAAAAGUUGUGUGUACUUUGGUGGAGUAUCAGUAGAUGCACAACAAGAGAUCCUCUAG